CACCGCGCUGCCGCCGCCGCCGCUGCCCGCCGCGCUCGAGCGGGCCGCCGCCGCCGCGCACCACCUGCUGCACCAGUACCUGCAGAGAUGCGGUGAAGUGUUCGCGGCGAUGGGUGGCAGUGGUCCGAGUGGCGAGCUGGUGACACUGCAAGCAGUGCGGGACGCCAUGGCACCAUGUACCACGUCUCUACAGGACCUGCUCAAUCAAGCUGUGGAGAGCCUCGCCCUCCUAGCGUGUGAGAACGUGGACCACAUGGACAGUGAGCCCAUGCCCAGCGCGGAUGGAGACAUUCCUGAUCUGCUCACGCCUAUUUCACAUUCUGGGGCCACGCCAUUGGGUUGUCGUCGUCGCGAGCGCGGUUGUCGCCGCGUCCGACCAAAGUCAGUAGCAGAACAGCAAUGCAGCAGCAAUGAGAUGCUCUCACUGCCGCCGCUGCAUGCUGAGGCCGCGGACGCAUUGGCUGAGCUACCCGCGCAUACUCUGCGACACCUUGUCAAAGGUCGACCUAGACGAGCCAAGACUAGGGCACCGACACGACCCAUUACAGAUCAAUCACAAGAUAUUGAUGAAGGUUUGGAGGAGUUCUGGCGUACAUGUCGCACGCCGCCGGGCAGCGAGGAAGCGUCCCUGUCGGCGCGCACCCCGCUGACGUCGCGCUCGCUGCACUCGCUGUCGUCGCUCGCCUCGCCCUCGCCGCUGCGGCACUCGCCCACGCUGCAGCGCGAUGAUACCAUGUACAGUGUGACAUCGGGUGAAAGCACACCGGUUCUAUUAGAAUGUGAAGUAUCACGUUGUAAGUCUUCCGACAAUGUAGGCAUGAAGACCUCGGCUUCUACGCCCCCUCCAUCCCGAUCUUCAGACAACGUUAACACCAUGGGGAACGGGUGCGCGCGUACACCCGGCAAGGCGCGGCCCUGGUCCGUGGCGGGAGUCAACCCUGACAAUAACGCCGCUUGUACUACCGAAGGCGUGGAGGCGUGCGUGGGCGGCAGCAUCGUGGGCAUCACGCCGGGCGCCGCAUUAACCAGUAACCAACUUUCAGACGCUAUUCUAUACUGAACGAUCUAUGUGCCCUGUGCCGUCUCGCUGUAUAGGUUCAAUGUUACGAGAUCAUCCUUUAACUCCAGAGGGUACUGAGACCUAAGCCAAGCUCGGGUGCAGUCAGCGUGACGGAGACAGUACGUGAUAGUUGAGCAGGGUUCAAUGUCCAGAAAUUACACAAAAACGGAUUUUAUUCUCGGAUGCUCACAAUUGUGCCAGUUAGAAUGUUAACGUUUUAGACAGUAAAGUAGUUACUGAUUAGGAUUCUAAUAUUGUAUUUGAGUAAAACUGAACGCCAUUUUAGUUAUUGUGCGGAAAGAUACAUUUUUAACUUCUAACAUUAAGGACAUUAUGAAUUGAUGAUACAUGGUCAUAAUAAUUCCAAGUAACUUAUGCUAGGAUUAAAAUUAAAAUAUAUUGUAAUCAUCUUCUAUUUACUGUGAUUCAGUUAGUAUUAUGUUACUGAUUCGUGUAGUCAUUAAUAUAUUUUAAUCGCUUAUAAUUUAUAGAAAUAUUCGUAACCUAUCCCACUAAACGGAUAUAUUAUUUUAAGUGGGAUAUAUAUUAUUUGAUGUAAUUAAAUAUUAUUUCUUCUAUCUAUACGAUAAUAUUUGUAAUAUAAUCUCAUGAGAUUCAUAUUUAUUUAAUUUCAAAGACGUUUUUGCUUUGCCAUUGAGCUUGCCGUGGUUUCUUGACAGACAAUAUUUCUACCAUGUUUGUAAAAAUGUUUUAACGAGUUCUAAUGUCAGUAUUGAUAAGACACGAUGUUUUAGACGUUGAUCAAAUGAAGUAAUCUGGUAGAUUUUAAGAGUAUGUGACACAGAGAUGGAGUUAAGGUGGGCUCUUUAGCUGCGUAAUGCUUUUAAUCAUGGUUACCUCCUAACGCACAAGUCUUCAGAUUUCGGUAGAUGUCUACGCGUUUAGCGUAUGUAGGGUAAAUGUCUACACCCUAUUGUAAAAUAUUAUUGAAUUUAUGAUAAUACUGUUCCAAAACGCAGGUCAUUCUCGAUUUCCUCACUGCUUGAUGAUUAUGACAAGUGAAAAACUAAUGGUCGCGUAAUACCACCUCACAGCCAUGCCAUAAUUAUUAAUAUUUUAAUUAUGUUUGUUAGUCCGGAUAAAGAUAAGUCGUUAUUACUUACCAGUAUGACCUUGAAACAAAUAGAUGCUACUACAUACUUGAUUGACUCAGUUGGACACAUGUUGAUCAAUUUGUACUGAAAUCAACACCAAAAUCCGUUUAGGAAAAUAAUAUUAAAAAAGGACCAUGGUUUGUCAAGUAUGCAGUAAAAUAAAUGGCCAACACUAGGCGUAAACUAUCACAAUUUUAGCAAUGAAAUAAUGUAAAUAUAAUAAUCUUUGUGAAUUCGUUCAGCAUUGGUAAGUUAGGAACUUUGUUCGAAAACUAAUUGGUCUUAACUAGUCAUAUUUUAAAAGGCCUAUAUUAUUAAUUACGCACAAUUUAUUUACGUCCGAUUAUAUUAUGAAUUGUGAGAAUAAUUCGUUUUUAAAUAUAAUUUACCAUGACAGAUAUCUUCCAGUUUAUACAUUCCUUUGUAAAUUUUAAAGUAGACAUGAAGUAUUUGAAAAUAUUGAACAAGUGUGAUUUUUAAAAUGAAGUUCAAAACGUGAAAGUGAAUUUUUAGAUUAGUGCACUUGCAGAGAUGUAUGUAAGGUUCAAUUUUGCGAUAAUUUGGUGAAAGUAGAUAACUCGCCCCAUACAGUUAAGUGUUCAUUAGAGUAAAUAUUUGUAAACGAUUACAUUCAUUUAUAUCUCUUGAAUUCAUAAAGGCUGUCUCGUACUGGAGUUUCCUGUAUGUAAAAUUACUGAUCGAGGUAGAUGUAUAUUGCUAAAUUAUUUCAUAGUAUUUUUAUAUUCAUUCCAAUUUAGUUGGUUUUAUCUAGCUCUUUGGUACCAGACUGAUUUUACGGUACUUUUAUUUUAUGGUGCAAUUUAUGUCUAGAGCGUUGUGAUAAUCGUUUAAAAUUACAUACAAUA
This is a messenger RNA of Spodoptera litura, 3041 nucleotides long. The record is from RefSeq and is a predicted model, not a curated record. Lineage: Eukaryota; Metazoa; Arthropoda; Insecta; Lepidoptera; Noctuidae.